Messenger RNA from Salvelinus sp. IW2-2015, 4193 nucleotides. NCBI's taxonomy places the organism in Eukaryota, Metazoa, Chordata, Actinopteri, Salmoniformes, Salmonidae. The record is from RefSeq and is a predicted model, not a curated record.
AAAGUGGAAAAGACACAGGUAAAUGCCGAGUCUCUCGCUUAUUGUCUGCGCGAGUCGGUUCGGCAUAAUUCCUCAUAUAAGUGUAUUAUUUUUGGGAUUUGAGGUUUCAUUUCGUCGAAAUCCGAUUAGGAGGUCGACAGAGAGACCGCUUGGUCGGUUUUAUAGCAGAAUAUCUGACAUUCAUCUGGGUUUCUGGUGUUAUUCCUUUGUAAAUACUGUUAUUUGUAUAUACUGUAAAUGAUGACGUCGGUGGGCGGAAACCGAGCCUGCGGCAGUUGGGAGCAGCAGACGCAGACAGGCCAGACACAGCACAAGCAGAGACCUCAGGCCACUGCUGAGCARAUCCGACUCGCGCAGAUGAUUUCGGACCACAAUGAUGCUGAUUUUGAAGAAAAAGUUAAGCAGCUGAUUGACAUUACAGGCAAGGACCAGGAUGAGUCUAUGAUUGCACUGCAUGACUGCAACGGGGAUGUCAACAGAGCCAUCAACGUGUUGCUGGAAGGUAGCCCAGAUACUGACUCUUGGGAGAUGGUGGGGAAGAAGAAAGGAGUGUCCGGUCAGAAGGAGCCUGGCCAUGCUGAGACCGGAGAAGAAGGAAAGGAGAACCGGGAGAGGGGAGUAGAGAGGGACGUGGCACGUCGUCGAGGUGGUGCCCCACGCAGGGGUAGAGGGGCUAGUAGGGGACGAGAGUUCCGUGUACAGGAGAAUGGUCUGGAUGGAGGAAAGGCUGCUGGGAUAGCAGGCAGGGGCACAGAGCGAGGCCACAGGGGGAGGGGCAGAGGAAGAGGGGGAGAACGGGAGCGAGGCAGGCGAGGGGGCCGCUUUUCUGCGCAGGGCAUGGGCCAGAUUGAUAAGGGGCCCAGAUAUGAUUUUUCAGGAGAUGAGAGAACGUUCAACCCGGCGGACUACGCUGAGCCGACCCAGACAGAGGAGAGCUACAGCGGGGGAAGCACCUGGAACAACACGGGAAACCUGGAGCCAGAGGAAGGACCCAGGAUUGAGUACUCUGCAGGAGGAGAGGGGACAAAUUACCAACCCAAGUUUGACUCUGCCCCUUGUGCCUGGAGGAGCGCGACAGAAGAGUGGGGUACUGAGGACUGGAAUGAGGAUCUGUCAGAGACCAAGAUCUUCACAGCCUCCAGUGUGGUCUCCAUGCCACUCCCCCAGGAGAAUGUCACCAUCACUGCAGGACAGAGGAUUGACCUGGCAGUGCUGCUUGGGAAGACUUCCCCGUCCUCUGAGGCAGAGGCCUCGGGCCCCAUAGAGGCCAGCCAGCCCCCCUCCCUCCCCCAGUCACUUGUGUUCAGCAACUCCAAGCAGCCGCUGUCCCAAACCACCUCCAGCAGCACCUCCUACACCCAGCACAGCAUGGUGAACAUGCUGCGGAAGGGCUUUGGGGAGGUGGGGGACCCUAAAGGAGGCAGUACAGGGACGACCAGCGGCUCCCAGUUCUUGGAGCAGUUUAAGACUGCACAAGCCUUGGCCCAGCUGGCUGCCCAGCAGUCCCAGACAGGACAGCCCAACCCMACCCCCUCUUCCUGGGAAACCAACUCCGCAGAGCUGGGCCACUAUGACAGCAAGGCCCAGCCAGAGCCUCCGGUCCACAGCCCCUUCACCAAGCGCCAUCCCUACCAGCCCACCACCUCCGUGUUGGACGCCUUCCUCCCCCCUCCCUCACAGGGCAGCCCCUCGUCCCACAUGGCGCCCCCUGUGUCUGCCCUCCCCAAGAUGGCGGUGCCCUCCUUGGGGCACCAGGUGUCCCCUGACUCAUCGGAUGCCCAGGGUUCCAGCCCCCUGCCACUGCAGCAGCACAAGCUCAAGCAACAGAAGAAGAGGACCUCCAUCACCACCAAGAUCCCAGCGAUGGCGGUGGAGAUGCCUGGCUCGGCAGACAUCUCUGGGCUGAACCUGCAGUUUGGAGCACUGCAGUUUGGCUCUGAACCUGUGCUCCAGGACUACGACAGCGCCCCCACCACCACACCAGGAAGCCAGGUUCAAAACAGCCUCUACACAAGCCCCAGCUGUGAGGCGAUUCCCUCCAACCCCAGUCAGAUUGACAUGUACGACCAGAGGGCUCCCCAGGCCCGGCGCUUUCCCACCCCUGUCUCCUCCCCGCAGAAAGAGAAUGGAUUCAAUACAAUACAGACACAUUCUGUGGAAGCUGCAGCAGGCUCUGCAGUGUCUGUGAAGUCGGCCUCUGAUUCGGCCACGCCUGCGUCAGUCUCCAUGGCUACGUUGACAGACAGUGGCUCAGGGCCCGUGUCCUUGUUGACCACAUCCAAUCAGUUGUCGCACAGCGCUCUGGGGCACAAUGAAGACCUGCCCCCGAAUACCAUGCCUCAGCACAGCAAUUCCCUUUCUACACAACAGAAAAGUMUUGCGCCAUCCCAAGUCCGCACAUCCAACACCAGUCUAAUGCACCAGAGCAUAGAGGACUCCAGCUUGCACUCUUCCUCCUUCCCUUCCUCUGUCUCGGCGGUCCCCUCUUCCUCGGUACUCUCUUCCUCGUCGGUGGUUGCAACAGCUCAGCAGGUCUCCAUGGGGGCCCCUCAGCCCUCUUCAGUGAACACAGUGUCUCAGUCAGCCCCCUCGGGCUUGGGCCCCGUGAGCAACCUAGUGGCCAUGGGCCUCCACACAGUAGCCUCCAUGGGACCUCUAGCCGUUGCCUCCGCAGCCAUGUCCACAGGAGCACAAGCCCAGGCUAUCGCUUCCUCCGCCUCCUCACGCAGCUCUGCAGUCUCCUCAGGUCUCUUUACAGGGAAAGCACCUCCUAACCUUCCUCCUGGAGUGCCCCCUCUGCUUCCCAACCCAUACAUUAUGGCCCCCGGACUACUGCAUGCCUACCCUCCUCAGGUGUAUGGCUAUGAUGACCUACAGAUGCUCCAGACAAGAAUACCAUUGGAUUACUAUAGCAUCCCGUUUGCCACCCCCAACACAGCACUGACUGGCAGAGAUGGCAGCCUGAGCAACAACCCUUACUCUGGUGACUUAUCAAAGUUUGGUCGAGGUGAUGCGUCGUCCCCGGCGCCGGCCACCACGUUGGCCCAGCAGACRCAGCAGAACCAGAGCCAGACGCACCACAACACGCAGCAGCCUUUCCUCAACCCAGCGCUGCCCCCAGGCUACAGCUACACCAGCCUGCCCUAUUACACCGGCGUGCCGGGCCUGCCCAACACCUUCCAGUACGGCCCCGCUAUGUUCCCGGUGGCCCCUACCUCGUCGAAGCAGCACGGUGUGAACGUUGGAGUCAAUGCCUCGGCGACUGCCUUCCAGCAGGCCAGCGGCUACGGUUCCCAUGGUUACAACACUGGCUAUGAGGAUAUGGGCCAGGCUUCAGGGAGUGGGGAUUUCUGUAAGGGUGGAUACGGCACUGCCGUGGCCGCCGCCGCUUCUGCACAAAACAAGCAAGCCAGCUCUGUCAGCGGGCCUGGAGUCGGAGUCUCGGUGACGUCAAGCAACACCGGUGUCCCAGACAUUUCAGGGUCUGUUUACACAAAGACACAGCAGCAGCAGUCUUUUGAGAAGCAGCAGGGUUUCCACGCUGGUACACCGGCAGCUUCCUUCAGCUUGCCCCCGGCCCUGGGCGGCGGUGGUCCCAUCAACCCCCCAGCUGCGGCUGGUUAUGCUCCAGCCCCCUUCAUGCACAUCCUGGCACCGCACCAGCAGCCCCACUCGCAGAUCCUGCACCAUCAUCUGCAGCAGGACGGACAGAGUGGUGGCACUGGACAGCGCAGCCAGAAUGCUUCGCUUCAACAGAAGACCCAGAUCAACAAGUCUGCAUACAACAGCUACAACUGGGGGGCCAACUAACACCCGCCCAUCAUCCAGCCCCCUGUCCCGAUGUCUGACAAAGGGGGGCAUCCUUCCCCACAAAAUGGUCUCCAUAUAACCCCCUCUCUCCUACAGUGAUCCCAUUCUCUUGGCUCAGCACACCGGCAGUACUCACCUCUGCCACGGGUGGCGAUGUGCUGAGGGAAAGCACUAGUGUGGUGAGGAGAGCAUGGGGGCAGUCUUAAAAAGAGAGGGGGGCGGAGUUAAAUGGUUAUAGUAACAGAUCGUUAAGAGCUGAUUAUUGAGUGUUUGGAAUUUUGUAUCGUGUUCAACCCCCCCCCCCCUUUCACUCUGUUGUAUGUAACAUAGAACUGUUUUCUAAAAGAAAUAAUGUUUUUGUUUUUACUGAUGGGAGGAACAAA